AUGAAGAGUAGUCGCAGCAGUGUGUGUCGCUACUGGAGACAAGGAAGGUGUAACAGAAACCCUUGUAGGUUCGUGCACGGAGAUCCGCAGCCGGCUGCAACGAAGGUGGUGGAACCUCUGCCGCCAUCUUCGAAUUGUCAUCGGUCCAAUGUCUAUCGUGCACCUCAAACUCAAAAGACUCAAGCUUUGGCUCCUGGUGUUCUGCGGAGGAAGCUAUCAUCCCCUGAAGAAGAUAGGGUCUCCAAGAGAACCAAAAGCACUGAGGUAGUUGCUGCCACAUCCCAGAAGAGUCAAGAGAGAUCUGUUGAUCUCGAACUCCCAUCUCAAUCCCCAUCUGAACCAGCUGCUGAAAGCACUACUAGUUCUCUGAAGCCAGAAGAUGAAGCUGCUGCUGUAGUUGUCGUCCCCACUGCUAGUGAACGCACUGAAGAGAAGGAGGCUGCUAGUUCUCCGAAGCCAGAAGCAGAAGCUGCUGCUGUAGUUGUCGUCCCCACUGCUAGUGAACACCCUGAAGAGAAGGAGGCUGCUUGUUGUCAAGAUUGGAUGUCUGGAAAUUGUGGCAGAGGGGAGAACUGUCAAUUCCUACACUCAUGGUGCCGUGGAGAUGGAUUUUCAAUGCUAGCAAGACUAGUUGAAGAAGAGCAUGACGGUGAAAAGAAGUCUAUUUCUGGGAUUGGGUACCCUGCAGGAUCUGACAAGCUAUAUUCAGCAACCAGUGGUGGAGUGGUACGUGCUUGGGAUUGCCAUACUGGUUUGCUUGCCGGGACUGCAAAUGUUAGUGACUACAAGAUCGGAUGUUUGAUCAGCGAUGGAGAUUGGGUGUUUGUUGGUUACCCCAAUGGUGUCAAAGCAUGGAACUUUAAAUUAGGGGUUUAUCAUGACCUCACAAGUUCAAAUGGUCAAGUCAAUGCCUUGGAGUUUGGGUUGGAUGCCUUGUAUGCUGGAGCUGAAGAUGGAGCAAUUUUGGUUUGGAAAGGAUUUGCUGAUCAGCAGGCCAAUCCCCAAUUUCAGCAGCCUGCAACUUCCCUAAGAGGCCAUGGAAGUGCAGUUACUUGCCUCAGAGCUAGCAUAAAUGGUGAUUUGUAUAGAAGAUUAUAUUCUGGUUCGAUGGAUGGGACCAUCAAGGUGUGGGAUUUGAACACCGAGGAGUGCAUUCAAACACUCAAGGCACACGAUGGUGCUGUGACGUCUGUUAUCUGCUGGAAUACGGCCCUGGUGUCUUGCUCACUGGAUAAGAAGGUCAAGUUCUGGGGUUGCGCUGAAGAUGACAGUGAUGAUAUAAGCCUUUUGUACACACAUGAAGAGGAAAGUGCUGCAGUUGCUCUUGGUGGGAUGAAUGAUUCCGAAGGAAAACCAGUCUUGUUCUGUUCGUGGAGCAACUCUAGUGUUGGGUUAUACGAGUUGCCAACACUCGAAGAGCGUGGAAGGAUUUACUCACAGAAGGAAGUAAGAGCAAUUCGAAGUGGGCCUGACGGUUUGUUUUUCACAGGGGACGCAAAUGGUGUCGUCAGCGUCUGGAAGUGGGCUAAAGCUGAUGCUGCUUGA
Messenger RNA from Linum tenue, 1545 nucleotides. The record is from the annotation of a GenBank genome assembly. Lineage: Eukaryota; Viridiplantae; Streptophyta; Magnoliopsida; Malpighiales; Linaceae.